CUACCCGCCUCAUACUUAAAUGUUUGUUGUCUGAAAUUGGGCAUAGUUUAUUUUUUAUUUUUUAGGUUGGCAUUGCUUUAGUCUCACUCUGAAUUCCACACUCACUGAAAUCACAUGAUGAACGAUUACGAGGAAAUAAUUGCAUUUUUAGGACAGUGGGGGCCUUUUCAUAGGCUCAUUUACAUACUCCUCAGUCUCUGUGGAUUACCCGGUGCGUUUACGUCAUUAUCCAUGGUUUUCCUGGCAGAUGUUCCUCCUCACCACUGCAGACUUCCAUUCCUGAACAGCAGCUAUGGAGGAUUUGGCUACAAUCUGUCCAUCCCAAGUGAAGAGGUGAAAGGAGAGGUCGUUCCGAGUCGCUGCAGACGCUACACUGAACAGGGGGCUUUGGAUGCCUGGUCUAACCAAAGCACGGAGCACUGUCUGGAUGGCUGGGUGUUUAGCAAGGAGAGAUACGUGUCCACCAUUGUAACAGAGUGGAAUCUGGUGUGUGAUGAUGCUUGGAGAGCUCCUUUCACUCUCACCAUAUUUUUCUUGGGGGUCCUGGUUGGAUCAUUUUGUUCAGGCAUCAUAUCAGACAGGUAUGGCAGGAAGAUCACGUACUUUUCUGCCAUGGCAUUGAAGACGAUCUUCGCCUUACUCCUGUCCACCUCCAACAGCUGGGAGAUGUUCUGUGUUCUGUACUUUGUGGUGGGAAUGAUGGACAUUUCCAGUUACUGUACUGCCUUUAUUCUGGGGGCAGAGCUCCUCAGUAAGUCAGCCCGCAUGAGCUUUGGGAUUCUUGGAAUGUGUUCCUGUUUUGCCGCUGGCUAUGCCAUUCUGCCACUCUUCGCCUACUUUAUCCGGAGCUGGAGGACACUACAGUUAGCGUUGUCUAUGGUGGGAUUACUUUACAUUCCUCUCUGGUGGUUCAUACCAGAGUCUCCUCGCUGGCUGAUCACUCAGGGCCGGUUUCAGGAGGCUGAGGCCGUUAUCCGAGCUGCUGCCAAGAAGAACGGCAUCACUCCUCCCGCGGACAUCUUCCAGCUGGAGCACAGUGCUGGCGCAAAGAUAAAUGAGCCUAAAUUAGGAGGUCAGAAUAAAUACACCUGGCUGGAUCUCCUGAAAACUAAAAAUAUAAGGAACAUCACAGUUCUGAACAUCCUUAUUUGGACAGCCAUAUCCCUGACAUAUUAUGGACUGUCCUUUAAUACCUCCAAUUUGGAUGGAGACCCAUAUCUCAACUGCCUGAUCGCUGCCGGCACUGAGUUGGCUGGCUACAUCUUUGUGUGGUUCACCACCCUCUACGCUCCUCGUCGUUUUACUCUGCCCUUCACUCUUCUUGUUGGUGGGGCUGUGCUGCUGCUCAUGAAGUUUGUUCCCGAAGAUCUCAACGCCUUGACGAUCACCCUAGCGAUGAUUGGGAAGCUGGGGGUGACCGGGGCCUUUUCCUUUGUGUAUUUCUAUUCUACGGAACUCUUUCCUACUGUUGUGCGUAACAUGGGAUUGGGAGUGACCUCCAUGGCCUCUAGAAUUGGCAGCACACUUGCCCCAUAUAUAGCCUAUAUCGGGACUUAUAACAAAGUGCUGCCCUAUAUUCUAAUGGGUAGUAUCUCAGUAGUAUGUGGUCUUUUAAGCCUGCUGUUACCAGAGACCAAAGGAGCGGAACUCCCAGAACUCAUUAGUCAAGUUAAACCACUUGAGUGGUUUCGCCACAAAAAGAGGUCAGUGGAUCUGGAUCACAACAAUCAAAAUGGAAAUGUACAUUUGAAGAAUGAAGCGGAGGUGGCACUUACUGAGAGAGAACUACAAACAGUUACCCAAAUGUUUUGACAGGUUUUUGUUUGUACCACCAUAGGUCUUAAUGCACUCUAAAAACAAUGUAUGUUGUCCCUAUUGUGGAAAGUGGCAGAAAAUGUGAACCAUGGAAAAGUCAAAAGAUUACAUGAGAUAGUUCACUAGAUAGAAGUAUAAAUAUAACUGCUUAAAUCCAGCUUGCUCUAAACCAAAUAAAAAUGUGCAAUUGCGGCAAUGAUAGAUAACUUGUGUGAAAAGAAUAGUUACUUAGACUAGAAGUGUGUUUUUACUAAAAAGCUUAAAGUGUGGUUUUGUUUAGCUUUAGAAUGUGUUUUUGCUUAAUCCUUUAGAGCACAAUUGUUUAGCCCUUAAAGUGUUUUAGUUAGGCUUAUAGAGUAAUGCUGUGUUAGAGUUGUAAGUUUGGUAGUUCCUGCUUAGGCCCAUAUAUGGGUUACAUCCGAAUGCUGUGUUAGAAUUUUAAGUUUAAUAGUUUCAGCGUAGAGCCAUGUAUGGGCAACAUCAGUGUGCUGUGUCAGUAUUUUAAGUAUGAAGAGUUGAGGGUAGCUACCAGAAAGAGGAACAACAAAUAGCCAAUCAGCUGACUGUAAUACCAGUGAUAGAUUCAGGUUCAGCUGGGCAAAUAUAAAAAAGGUCCCGGGACCGGGACUGGGGGCGCUCACCAUCACCUCUUCUGGACUUCGUUGGUCAUAACCCUAGGUUAGGGAUUCUGUUAAAAGGCAGCAGAGUCCUUCUUCGAGUUUUCUUUUGCCUCCCCUGUGUCAACGAGAAUAUUGAUCUCCUUGCAAGAAUACUUUUUUCUUGUGAGAGGCGCACGCCUGCAAGGAGACCCGGCUGGAAAGGGGUGAGUUGUCCGUUUGAAGGGCUUACUUUCUAGACACUGUUAAUGGGCAAACACUUAUUACACAAUAUAUUGACAUACACUGGAAUAGCGAACUCAGCUGUGUAUUUAGGAAGGAAAGUCCUAGACACUAACGCGGUCACAAAACCAACCGGACUGUAUUUUGCCGACAUGGUCCUGUAAUUAAAUGACACCAGAUUGUAUUUAGCAGACAUGUAUCUGUAGAAAAAUUACACUGGAUUGCAUUUAGCGGGCAUGGUUCCGUAAAAAAAAUAAUGUUCGGGGGCCUUUGUAAGGUCCGAA
This is a messenger RNA of Sardina pilchardus (European sardine), 2938 nucleotides long. Its product is annotated as solute carrier family 22 member 4-like. Gene Ontology annotation, cellular component: membrane. The record is from RefSeq and is a predicted model, not a curated record. NCBI's taxonomy places the organism in Eukaryota, Metazoa, Chordata, Actinopteri, Clupeiformes, Clupeidae. The coding region runs from base 115 to 1812 and encodes 565 amino acids. The transcript is spliced from 10 exons. Gene Ontology annotation, biological process: quaternary ammonium group transport; transmembrane transport. Gene Ontology annotation, molecular function: quaternary ammonium group transmembrane transporter activity.